AGAGCUCGUUCUCAAUGAACGCCGAGCAGUCGGAUGCACGAGUUUCUCUUUUUGUGUGCACUGUGAUGUGUGUGUGUCGAUAAGAGGUGGAUCCGACCGAUGCAACGGGAGGCCGUACCAGAUUCCGCGCGAGCAAUUGGCUGCUCGUGAACUUUGUUUAUCCGCGCACGCCACGCACUCAGAAUGUCUCGCGAAUCACCGGUAGAUUAGCGAGAUCAUCCACACACGCAGUCCGCAGUGUGCAGUGCGCAGGUCAGGAUAGAGCGCGUCGCGUGCAACCACACAGACCGUGAGAGAGAGAAAUUAACGGCAACCGGAGAGAUGACAGAGAAACGGAUGUCGCGCUGGUACUUCGGUGGGAUCGCGUCGUGCGGAGCAGCCUGCUGCACGCACCCGCUGGACCUGGUCAAGGUGCACCUGCAGACGCAGCAGGAGGUGAAGAUGAGGAUGCUGGGCAUGGCCAUGCACGUGGUGAAGAACGACGGUGUGCUGGCGCUCUACAACGGCCUCAGCGCCUCGCUCUGCAGACAGAUGUCCUAUUCUCUCACCAGGUUUGCCAUCUAUGAGACGGUCAGAGACGUGAUGGGCAGCGGUGCUCAGGGACCCAUGCCCUUCUAUCAGAAAGUGCUGCUGGGCGCCUUCGGAGGCUUCACCGGCGGUUUCAUCGGGACUCCUGCAGAUCUGGUUAACGUUCGGAUGCAGAACGAUAUGAAGCUUCCUGCAGAUCAGAGGAGAAACUAUAAACACGCGCUGGACGGACUCUUCAGGGUCUGGCGGGAAGAGGGCACCAGGAAGCUGUUCUCGGGAGCCACUAUGGCGUCCAGCAGAGGAGCCCUGGUCACUGUCGGACAGCUGGCGUGUUAUGAUCAGGCCAAGCAGCUGGUGUUGGGCACAGGACUCAUGGGAGACAAUAUACUCACACACUUCCUGUCCAGCUUCAUCGCUGGAGGUUGUGCGACGUUCCUCUGCCAGCCGCUGGAUGUAAUUAAGACAAGAUUGAUGAACUCUAAAGGAGAAUACAGAGGAGUGAUCCACUGCCUGAGUGAAACCGCCAAACUGGGACCACUGGCCUUCUACAAGGGUUUAGUUCCCGCUGGGAUCCGCUUGAUUCCUCACACGGUCCUGACCUUCGUCUUCCUGGAGCAGCUGAAGAAAUACUUCGGCAUCCGGGUGGUCAGCUGAACUUUGACCUCUUGACCUUGUCCCUUUGGCCCCCUCUUGAAGCUGCACUCACUUCCACAAUAUUAUUUCUGGAGAGUCUCUCACUACACUGUCUGAAUGCCAAACCGGUCAGGAGAGGAUCUCAAUGACUAGGCCUUUCUCAAUGUCAAGGGUACUUCCUCGGCAGGACUGGUCCUUCCAAGUCACUUCCUUCAGAGGCUAGGCGAGACUCCCCUUUAGCAUUCGGAGAACACGUAAAUGGAACAGGCUAGCAAGUGCACGUAAUUGCAUCAUUACGUCAGUAAAAAGGUCCGUUUGAAUAACGCUGUGAAUGAUAUAAUGGUAUAAUAUUAACGUUUUAUUACUUUGGACAACUUAACUAGUUAUUUAUAAAAGAAAUGCCGGUGACGCAACCAAGCUAACAAUUGUUAAAUGACAGGUCCGGGUCAGUUAGCCAUCAAUAACGUAAUUUCUAUUUGUAUAAUUUACAAUAUCAAUAUGGUAGUAAUUUUUACUGGCAUUUAAACGUUAAACUUUACUUAUAUUUACUACAAUUAUAACAAAUGUUUGGUAAACGUAAAUAAAACUGUUAACGCUCAGACUCCGCUAAUGUUCGACAUUUGUAAAUUUUUGAACAAGAUAGCAAAGCUGCGCUCAUAGGGUUGUGGGUGAUUUUAAGAGUGCGAAGGCUACACAUAUGCAUCCUUUCCUGUGUAUGCGAUAUUUUUCGAACAAAGGACUCAGUCCUUGGAUCCUUCCUUGACAUUGAAAAACGCCUACUGUAUGCUCCUCUCUUCAGGCUGAGCUGUAGAUUAUAGAUCUCAUCCAUCUAGUUGAAUUAAUGAUUCUGAUUGUUGAUUUUUAAGCUGUUUUUAAAUCCUUGUUCUGCAACAAGACGUUUUAAAGGAAUAGUUCACUCAUAGGGCCCUAUCAUACACCUGGCACAAUGUGACGCAAUGGAUUCCUGCUUGACUUGUAGAUGAUCUGCUCACGCACUUUAACUUCACGCUCGAGCAGAUCGGUUUCUUUGAUUGAGAAGCGUUCUGCUUUUCUGCCAACAAAUUCUGCCAUAUAAAUAGAGAUCUGCCAUGGCGCGAGUGUAUCUUGCUCUUAAAGGGAAUGGGAGAUGACACUCUGAUUUGUUUAUUGAAUGUUACGUCCAUUACUUACUAAGAGAAUAGGGACAACCCAUUCCACAAACCGUUUGUCUGUUGACACACCUGCGCCGUUUUAGACCGUUAAAUUGGGCCCAUUAUCUCAUCAUUUACUCCUGGACAAUGCUUUUUAUUGUUGUUUUCCUUUUCUUUUCCAUUUAUUAAAUAGUUUUGUUAGGGUGAGUCAAUUCUAACAGAUUGUUUUUGCUGUGUGAACUAUUUCUUUAAGACAUAAGAUGCGCACAAAUAAGACGGUCCAUAUUGCUUUAAGGUUUUUAAAUGGUUACGUUCAGUCUGUAUGAAUUGUGUUAAACUUUUAAUGGAACAAAUAUCUUCAACUAUUUUCUGGAUUUGAUUCACAUCAGGGUUAGGGGGGACAGAAUAAAACCAAGGUUUACUUUUAUAUCCAAAAUGAGCUUCAUAGAAAAAAAAAAAAAACAUUAGACAACAGACUGAUGUGAAUCCAUGUGUUUGCAAUGUGAAAGAUGAGUCAGAAUCUUGUACUUGAUGCUAUACUUUAAUUUUUCAUGAUAUUUCUGCUGGAAAACUGCCUCAUCUGUAACUGAAAUAAUGUUAGAUCUUCUGUCAUUUCUGCAAAUACGCCUGUAGUUGUUUUAGUGUUGAGUUAAUGGGGCAUUUAGUGAAUAAGGUGCAUAUCUUUGAAUAUCUUGAGUUAUCCUGAGCUAAGCAUAUAACAUUUAUAACAAAUUUAGUUUAAACUAUAUAUAUUAGAUUAUGUUGGUUAAUUACCAUAUUGGUAUAUGCCUAAAAACGUGCUUGGUUGUUUUUAAUUUAAUUUAAUUUAGUUUGACACUAAGAAUGAAGUGGAUCACUGGAGAAGCCUGUAUGGGUGUCCAGCAGAUGUGUGCAUGCGUGGAGGGUUCGAGGGUUUGCAGAUUUGGUUACGAACAAGUUUUUUAUAAUACAAAUGUAUUUGUAAUUAAGGGUUAUUAAUUGUAAUUUAGGGUUUUUGAAAAUCAAAUGCUUGAACUGAAUAGAACUGAGCUGCUCUCUCUGCCUCGAGAAAAAUGCAAAUAUGAAACCAAAUGAGAUAUAAAACUGGUCUAAACUGCAGUUGUGCCUCCUCAGAACGACAUUUUGUCUAAAAUGAAAAUAUAUGGAAAUAAAAGUACUAACACAAGAAAAA
Carassius auratus (goldfish) is the source of this 3462-nucleotide messenger RNA. Its product is annotated as mitochondrial dicarboxylate carrier-like. The record is from RefSeq and is a predicted model, not a curated record. Gene Ontology annotation, biological process: transmembrane transport. Lineage: Eukaryota; Metazoa; Chordata; Actinopteri; Cypriniformes; Cyprinidae. Bases 322 to 1182 code for a protein of 286 amino acids. The transcript has 11 exons.